This is a messenger RNA of Lasiosphaeria miniovina, 627 nucleotides long. Its product is annotated as family 11 xylanase in complex with inhibitor. The record is from RefSeq and is a predicted model, not a curated record. Bases 1 to 627 code for a protein of 208 amino acids. Gene Ontology annotation, molecular function: hydrolase activity, hydrolyzing O-glycosyl compounds. The transcript has 3 exons. Gene Ontology annotation, biological process: xylan catabolic process. NCBI's taxonomy places the organism in Eukaryota, Fungi, Ascomycota, Sordariomycetes, Sordariales, Lasiosphaeriaceae.
AUGGAUGGAAGCUUCUUUGCAACGUCCACGCCCGCCUCUUCGGCCGAGCAGUCGACGCCGACUGGUACGGGCACCGACAAUGGCUUCUUCUACUCCUUCUGGAGUGAUGGCGGCGGCCAGGUGACGUACAACAACAAGCCAGGUGGCGAGUACAGCGUUUCGUGGAGCGGCGGCAACGGCAACUUUGUCGCCGGCAAGGGCUGGAACCCAGGGGGUGCCAAGACCGUCGUCUACAACGGCACAUGGUCGACGCCGGGUAACGCGUACCUCUCGCUCUACGGCUGGACUACGGACCCGCUAGUCGAGUACUAUAUCACGGAGAACUACGGCAACUACAACCCCAGCUCGGGCUUGGCCAAGAAAGGCACCGUGACCAGCGACGGCGGUACGUACGACAUUUACCAAACCAAGCGCGUGAACCAGCCUUCAAUCCAGGGGACGGCCACAUUCGACCAGUUUUGGUCCGUCCGCCAAAGUAAGCAUACCGGAGGCACCGUAACCACGGGCAACCACUUUGCCGCUUGGCAGAAGGUCAACAUGAAGAUGGGCACCCCAGAUUACAUGAUUUUGGCAACCGAGGGUUACCACAGCAGCGGCUCUGCAGACAUCAUCGUCGGGGAGAAGUAG